AUGGCCCGUUGCACUUUCUCUUCGUUGGAUGAUAUCAUUUACCCAGAAGGGCCACCUGAACACAGCGAAGCUGAAGAAGAGGAGGUUGAAGAGAACGGUGUAGGAGAUGAAGAGGAUGAAGAAGUGGAAAGUGGAGAUAGUGAACUGAGAAGGAAGAGAAAGGGAAAGGGAGGUGCUUCCCAAACCAAGAUGGUAGCAGCAGCAAUGUGCGUAGGAAUAGGCAGCUUCUCUGACCCGAUCGAGGCACAGGGGCUUGCACAUUUUCUUGAACACAUUCAUGGGGAGUACAGAGUUUCCAGAUGA
This is a messenger RNA of Prunus armeniaca (apricot), 303 nucleotides long. NCBI's taxonomy places the organism in Eukaryota, Viridiplantae, Streptophyta, Magnoliopsida, Rosales, Rosaceae. The record is from the annotation of a GenBank genome assembly.